Molecule: messenger RNA, 369 nt
Organism: Linum tenue
Lineage: Eukaryota; Viridiplantae; Streptophyta; Magnoliopsida; Malpighiales; Linaceae
Source: the annotation of a GenBank genome assembly
UCAUACCCUCCCCGGUUGCAGCGGGUAAGCCUUUCAACGAAUAUUUGUGAGCAUACUAAACAUCAAGCGAGGAAUGCCAAGAAUUGGAAGCGGCUGCUGCGUCGAAGUAGUACUAAAAAUACCAGCAGAAGCAGGAUCGAUAAUAAUAGUACCAGUACCAAUAAUAGUACCAGUAAUGCAACGGUCAUGAUCAGGGCAAAUGAACCAGUAAAGAGGACGAACAAGAAGGUCCGACAACAACGGUAUAAUAAUAGCAAAGUCAGCAGCCGCGAUCCGCAGCAAACAGAUUUGAAGCUUUUUUACGGGAAGAUUAUGUGGAUUUUGACCCGCUCAACAGCGAGUCAAUAUGGUGUUGACGAGUUUUCGAUC